Messenger RNA from Ogataea angusta, 1818 nucleotides. RefSeq lists its product as uncharacterized. Lineage: Eukaryota; Fungi; Ascomycota; Pichiomycetes; Pichiales; Pichiaceae. Gene Ontology annotation, biological process: regulation of transcription by RNA polymerase II. The coding region runs from base 1 to 1818 and encodes 605 amino acids. The record is from RefSeq and is a predicted model, not a curated record. Gene Ontology annotation, cellular component: Rpd3S complex. The transcript has a single exon.
AUGGCAUACACUUCUCGCAUCAGGAUACAGGGCGCCAACACCGACAGGCCCGUGGUGCGACGCGAGCUGCGGGAUAGGACGCCGGGCGCGGCCGUGAAGACGGAGCCAGAGGCGACGGCGGCGGGCAACGGGCCGCCCAGCACGGAAAAACCGCUACAGGACGAAGCCAACGGAUCGGGGCCGGACUGGGCCAUGGACGAGUCGCCGACGACGGCGAGCUCUGUGACGGGACAGCCGCUGGAAGAGCCGCCGUCGGUGAAGGUGCGCAAGGAGGCAUUUGGCGGAAGACGCCGCGGAAAGGGGAAAGGACCGAAACGGUCGUCUACACCCGACUCGCUGGAUCAGGAGGACGAGGAGGCGUUUGAGGCUGAGGAAUUAAAGUAUAGAGCCGGGCUGAGCACGCGGCGGUCGGACGAGCUCACGCGGCUGAGCACGGAGCGCGACGCGACACACAGAGCGCUGCGCCCUGUGGGGAAACGGCCACAGGAGCCUGUGGAGACGAACGGGCAGUCGCGGCCGGGGUCGCGCAAACGGGGCCGUCGCACGGCGGGCAGCACGGCGGCGCUGUCGAGACGCGUGAAACAGUCGCCGCGCAAGAAGACCAACGGCCAGCUGGCGGUGACGGCGGAUUCUGUCGACCCAGGCCCCGGCGACGACCCGACAGUCCACAACCAGGACUUCUGCGCCGCGUGCGGGCUGCCGGGCCUGUUUCUGUGCUGCGAGGGGUGUCCGCGGUCGUUCCAUUUCCAGUGUCUCAACCCGCCCGCGAGCGACGACGACCUGCCGGACCACUGGUACUGCAACGAGUGCGUGGCGAGCCGGCAAAAACCCAAAAAGAGCCACAUCGGCAUAUUUUCUGUGCUGCUGGACGAGCUGAACACACACAACCCGCUCGCGUUCCGGCUGCCGCGCGAAGUGGCCGAGGCGUUCGAGGGCGUCACCAUGAGCAAAGACGGCGACUUCGAGGACGACAACAUGAAACCGCCAAAGUCUUACAGCCAGCUCCUCGCAGAGGCCCAGGACCCGCUCACCAACGUGUACGACAAGGAGGGUAACCCGUUGUUCUGCUAUAAGUGCGACAAGUCCGGGCUGAACGACCGCCAACUCACACGGUGCGACUACUGCUCGCUGGCAUGGCACCUCGACUGCUUGGACCCGCCGCUUACGUCAGCAAAGUUGCUGGGGUCGAAGUGGAUGUGUCCGAACCACGUGGAGACGGUGAACAAGAGCCGGCGCAAGCUGAGACACCAGCCGAAGGUGGCCGUGGCCAUGACGCGCGAUUUCAAGGCGCCGCCGGACGCGAAUAUUGACAUUAUCAACGUGGACGAUUAUAGCGUGGACGAGCGCGAGCUGGAGGACACAUUCCCGCCAGACCCGGUGUUCCAGUUCCGCAGCACCGACAACGGCGCCGCGUACAAGCUCAACAGGGACCUGGUGAGGAUCGGCAAGGCCGAGGAGAGCGAGAACGUGACGUACCAGAUCAAGGAGGAGGCCAUUAUUCUGGACUUCCUCAAGGGCACCAAGCACAAGCAGCAGCACGAGCAGAAGGUGCGCGACACAGAGAACUUGCGGCUGUACGAGCGGGCCGCGCCGCAGCUGCGCGACUACCUGUGGGGCGUGGCGAAGCUGAGCGAGCGCUCGAUCAUCACGAACCGGCAGAAAAAACUGAACUUGGACGAGCUGCUCAAACAGAUCGACGACGAGUACCGCCUCGAGCACAGCGAGCUGUCGAAGCAGGAGCUGCACGAGCUGCUGAUUGUCAAGAAGCUGAUGGAGAUCAAGGGCCACGACAAGCUGCUGGAGUUUCUGCGGUCGUAG